Anastrepha ludens (Mexican fruit fly) is the source of this 1564-nucleotide messenger RNA. RefSeq lists its product as uncharacterized. The transcript is spliced from 4 exons. The record is from RefSeq and is a predicted model, not a curated record. Bases 255 to 893 code for a protein of 212 amino acids. NCBI's taxonomy places the organism in Eukaryota, Metazoa, Arthropoda, Insecta, Diptera, Tephritidae.
GCUCGCACGAAACGCGAAACGUUACGUAGUGAGGCGACUUAGCGCUGGAGUGCUUAAUGGGUCACGCUGCAAAAAUUAUAGAAGCAUACUUUUGUGUGCCAUUCUUUUAUUGAAUGAAAAAAUUCUCCUGCAAGUGAUACUACGCCAAUUACCGAUACUUCGUGGCUUGGAAUAUUGUGUUUUUAUUUUGUUUUAAAACAAAAUAGUGAUAUUUUUAUUUUAGUAGUGAAAUUUCGAUUAGAGAAGGUAAAGCAAUGUGCCGGUACUACAACGCGCCCACAAGUGUGCUACAUUUGUUUAUCGUAACGGUCAUCUUGGUGCUGCAGUGCAUUCAUAACGGUGCAGCAUUAAAAUGCUUUGUUUGUGAUUCCAGUGACAAUCCAAGCUGUGCGGAUUUAAAAUCUAACAACAGCAUCGUUGCGGAGGACUGUACACUCGACAAGAUGCGAACAACUGAUACUUGGCUUUUCGAUUUGAAUCGGUUUGCGUAUUUCAAUACCGGCGCUAGGGAUGGCCCACUGUGGAAUUGCCAAAAAGUGGUGGCCAGAGAUCCACACACCAGCAAAAUGGUAACUGCUCGCUUCUGUCAAUUGGACACCGCCGAUUCGGACGCAUGCCAAAUACUGGGCAACAAAUUGGGUUGGCCACCAGAGCUGGCACGCAACGCCAACGCUGAUAAAGAUAACGAAAAUGACAAUAAAGUGAAGCGUAAGGCAAAGAAGACCCCAAAUGGUAAUAAUGGAAAUAAUCAAGAUGUGGAAUUGCACUGCUCGAUUUGCAGCGGAGAUAGCUGUAAUGGUAGUCAAAGCGUUCACCCCUGGAGUUCGUGGUGCGUCAGCGUUUUACCGGCGCUCAUAGCAACGAUGAUUAGAUUACGUCAUAGUGCGUGGUGAAUAAAGCACCGCCUUUCGGCACUCGCAGCCUCAGCGUGCAUAGGCGGGUGCGUAGGUGAGCUGUGGAUGUGGAUGUCUAACUACCGAAUUGUCUAUGGCAGCAGAUAGAAGCAAUAGAAGUAAUAAAGAGGAUAAAAUUUAAACGCAAUUUGGUGCAAUCUAAUUUUAAGGCCGUAUUCGUGAGUUGCAGGCAGUUGAAGUGUUGAAUUGCUGAGGCAACUAAAUAAAUGCCUUGAGUUUAAAAGUUAUACCUAAGUUGUUGGUGAGCCACCUUAUAUGUACUUACGUGCACUGUAAAUAAUCAUUGAAAACUGUUAUCUGUGUAAAUAGGCAUACGAAUAUACUCGCAUUUGAAUAGAUUUGAAGAUGCUAUGAAGCACGCAAUAUAUGUAGAUUAACGAAGAUUAACUUCGUUGUAUUGAAAAUAGAGUGCAAAAGAUUUUAUGGCAGCCCACUGGGCGUUAUUACAAUUUUGCUUUGAGAGAAUGCGUGGGAUGCCCAAAUUUUUUUUUUUUUUUUUUGCAUAAACAGUAAACUUAUUUUGAUUAAAAACGGAGAAAACCACGGCAUAUGAAACCAGAAAAUGCUCACAUCUGAGGUAACCACAAGCUCAUAAAUUUCAUGUGAAAUACCGUGAGGAUAACUUUUUGAAACAUAUUCAUCCUAUACCU